UGAUCAUGAUCGGGAAUUGCCUAUAAAGAUCCUUUUCUCUCAUGAGUAGUGUUCAUACCGCGUUUUCAAUUACAGACAUGGCAGGUGAUCCUCGAGGGACAAGUUCUUACGUCUGCGAGCGAGAAUAAAAAGUGAGCGGCAGCCUGAUAUAAGAGACCUGACAUUUCAAAGGCGCACAAGAGUUGCGGAGCGAGCCCAGCAAUAGUUUUUUCCACCAGCAUUCAUUGGGUGAAGGAUAAUAAUAAGAUGACCAAACGUUCAGCCCACAUACAACUAUAACUAACAGAUGUUACGCUUAUUUCUUUUUUCGGUCCAAUAGACCUUUUAAACCAAGGAAUUACAUGUGGCAUGACGGAGUGAUUUUAUCUGGCACGUUUUUUUUUUGCCGUUUUAACAUCGUAGGACUUUUACUUGGACAUCAAAGCUACAAACUAUUUGCGACCAGGGGCAAUACUAGUAGGCUUCGUAACCACUUUCGAACUAUUUUCAGUGCCCUUCACUGCAUGAACAACUGCUACAAAAAGAAAAGGGUCUAGUGAAAGUCACAGCAGCGAAAGAGAAGGAACUGCGGUAUAGCAAUGAGCGGACAGCCCAAGCCUGUAAUUAUGGGGCUCGUGCUGCUAAUAUGCACUACUACUCUGCACUGGGCAGAGAGCGCGCCCGCCGCGACGGCCCCAACGGAAGCGAGGGAUGACAAGAGCCUGCUUAGGCAGAUAGUGGACAUCGUUAAGCACGUGGAGGAUAGACGCGGCGAGAGAAGCGCAGAAACAGCAUCACAGUCGACUUCGAGGAAAGAAUCCCCGGGGGAGCCAAGGGAAUCACGCAACCACAAAUCAGAUAGCGGGGAUCAAAUUAUCGAAAUCUUCCCCAGAGAUCUCAGAAAGAAAGAGAAGUUUCUAAAACAUUUAACAGGUCCUCUGUACUUCAGUCCUAAGUGCAGGAAGCACGUGUACAGGCUUUACCACAAUACUAGGGACUGCACAAUCCCAGCAUACUUCAAAAGAUGUGCGAGGCUUCUCACACGAUUAGCAGGCAGCCCGCGAUGCACGGAAGGGUAGCACAAACAGAGGUUAAAGCCAAACCAGAGCUAUGUGGAAGAGCCCUGAAAAAAAGUGCCUUGGACAGUAACAGGGAAACAGAACAAACUCCAUCCAGUCACGCCAUUCCGCACCGUGUCCUUCAUCAGAGAGUUGUGUUUAUCUAAAGGCAUGGAUUACCUAUCCCAGGUCUGGGGCCCCGAGAGGCCUGCUGCCAGUGGCCCUUAGAAGGAGGCAUCCAGAAGACAGUGACCACGAUAAUACAGGUGAAGAGAAAACGAAUUAACAAGAAAACAUGGUAACAGGGCCGUAGCCCCUGCUGGCUGCCAGAAAAAUAUGACUUCUCCCCUCUUGUUUUUCACCAAAAGAAAAGGGAUAGCUUUUUUUUGUUGUUGCCUUGUUUGUUUCUCAAUGCAAAGUUGAUUGAGGAUAUUUUUGUUGUUGUUGUUGUUGGGGUUGUGUAUGACUUGUAUUUAUGUACUUCUGCCAUCAUCUCUUGUAAGCCGCACAGCCUAUUACUGGACAAGCAGCUCUUUAUCAGACUCUGCAGUCACCGCAUUCUUACACCUACCUGAGCACACACUGAAAGUAUGAUUAACUUAUUAACUGCAUGAGCAUUCCCUUGCCCCUUCUCUUUGCAGGACAUGCAUACAAAAACAAUAGUGAGACAAAUAUAUAGUGCUGGUUGCAGUCAAAUGUGUGCUAUACUGACGUCAUGCUGUGAAUCUAGGUUGUGUGAUACAUAGUAUAUUUAUAUACUCUUUGUUGUCACAUGUUCAUCUGUACAUUGUGUACAAACAUUCUAACCAGUGUGCAAUAUGUACAUAUUGUCAAGACAAAAAUGCAUAAAAGGAAUUCAUAUGACGACCAUAAAUUUAAGUGUCUGACAUAUAUCAACUGGGUGUUGAAAAACAUAUAUUUAAAAUGAAUUAUA
This is a messenger RNA of Osmerus eperlanus (European smelt), 1971 nucleotides long. It is a transcript of the gene alkal2b, whose product is annotated as ALK and LTK ligand 2b. The transcript is spliced from 6 exons. NCBI's taxonomy places the organism in Eukaryota, Metazoa, Chordata, Actinopteri, Osmeriformes, Osmeridae. The record is from RefSeq and is a predicted model, not a curated record. Gene Ontology annotation, molecular function: receptor tyrosine kinase binding; receptor signaling protein tyrosine kinase activator activity. The coding region runs from base 579 to 1058 and encodes 159 amino acids. Gene Ontology annotation, biological process: positive regulation of ERK1 and ERK2 cascade; positive regulation of ERK5 cascade.